AUGUCUUUCUUCAGUCGACUAUUUAAAUUUCGAAUAUUCAAAUUUCGUACGACUCUUGCCGAAGAACUUGAAGAUCUUCAUUCAGAGUCACUCCAUUUACAGCACAGUUUAACUGAAAUACGUCUGCUUCAACGAAAAUGGACGAAAUUAUUUGCUAUCUAUGCUGUUAUUGCGUAUUUAAUUGUGAACAUUGUUUAUUUUACUCUUUUUCUUUCACAUGAUUAUAUUGUUCGUACUUAUGCAGUUCUGUUUUCUUUAACACUUGGAGCUUUACUUUAUGGAAUACAUUGGCUUAUCUGUUGGUAUUUUCGAACUACUAUUCAAAUGAAAGAAGAUCGAUUAGCAUUGUUCAAAGAUCGAAAACAAGAAUUGAUUGAAGAAGUAAAAAAUAAGGAAACAUAUGCAGUAGCUAAAAAUAUAUUAGAAAAAUAUGGUGAAACAGUAACAUCAGACGUUCGACCAACACAAGUGGAAAAUAAUGAUAGAAAUCUACGUCAACGUGUAUCAAUCAAACCAACACCACCCGGUUCCAAUAAAUCUUCUACUCCUGUUCCAUCACCUAAUAUUGGUACAUUAGAAACGUUUAAUCCACAAGCAUCAGCAACUAAUGGGCCAAAUCGUCCAACUUUUAAUGCUACACCUGGUAGAUUACCACGAGCAGUUUUACCACCACAACGAACAUUCUUGGGAACAAUUCUGGAUGCUAUUGUAGGUGAUGGUCCAUCAAAACGCUAUGCAUUAAUCUGUAAAUCUUGUAAUAGUCAUAAUGGGAUGGCAUUAGAAGAAGAAUUUGAAUAUAUAUCUUUUCGUUGUGCAUAUUGUAAUUAUUUUAAUAGUGCACGUAAACAAAAGCCUGUCUUUCAAGGUAAUAUUGUUGCACAUGAUCCUCAAAUAAUAACAAGUCAAUCACAAAAUGAAUCUAAUAUUGAACAUAGAGAAUCAUCUAAUUCUAAUGAAGAUAAUAUAUCAAAUAAUACAGAUUCGAAUGUUAUACGUCGAUCAAUUAAUAUCCCAGCUUCAGAAGAAACUAAUGAAUCUCAAUUUCGUUCUACAUUAGUUGAAAAACAACGAGAAAAUAAUCUCACAUCAUCAUCAUCCGAAGAAAAUUGA
Molecule: messenger RNA, 1110 nt
Organism: Rotaria sp. Silwood1
Lineage: Eukaryota; Metazoa; Rotifera; Eurotatoria; Philodinida; Philodinidae
Source: the annotation of a GenBank genome assembly